This is a messenger RNA of Adineta ricciae, 762 nucleotides long. The record is from the annotation of a GenBank genome assembly. Lineage: Eukaryota; Metazoa; Rotifera; Eurotatoria; Adinetida; Adinetidae.
AUGACUUUGAUGACGAAUACAAGUCAAGAAAAGAUCGUCAAUUACGGAAGCAUGCAACAUCCAGUGGCUAUCGAGCAUGCUCAACGUAAAAAUUCAAUCAAAUUUUUGAUUGCUUUACAAAUUUUGACAACGGUUCUCACUUUGAUAUUGGUUGGUACAUUGUAUAGUAUGACCUACAAGCAUCCUACUCGUGAAGAAAAACACCAACCAUACACCAAUAUUGUUCCGACACAGUCGAAGAGAAAUGGCAGCAUUUCAGUUCUCUAUGUACUCGAUCCAAUUGGUCAUUCAUUCUGUUUUCGUGAUGGACUCUACGGUGAAACAAUAACAGAUUGGACUGUUUACAAUCGAUGCAGCGAUCUUGAUUUCAAUACCUAUUAUAAAGGUAAUUUUACUGUUGGUGUUGAAGGUGGCCGAGUUGCAACAAUCAUUGACCUUGGCACAGCCACCGAACUUAGAGUCAAAUACAAAUAUGAAGAGACUGUUGGAAAUGGUCAAGGAUACGCAUCGAUUCAUCGGCAAAACAAAACUUUACUUAUUCUUAAGGAUUAUCGAAAUCGUACUUAUCAAAUAAUGGACGAAUCACCUGCAUUAUUCCAAGAAGGAAAAGUAUUAUCGACUGCUGCUGUCAAACAAGGACAUAUCUAUGCUCUUCGAAUUAGUGACAGUUAUGAUCUAACAUUCGAACGUAUCGUCAAAAUGUUAGUCAUCGCGUAUGAACCAAAUGUAUCAGUCACAAUUCGUUGGGAAGUUUUAUUUUGA